Monodelphis domestica (gray short-tailed opossum) is the source of this 3543-nucleotide messenger RNA. RefSeq names its product solute carrier family 25 member 23 (gene SLC25A23). Gene Ontology annotation, biological process: transmembrane transport. Lineage: Eukaryota; Metazoa; Chordata; Mammalia; Didelphimorphia; Didelphidae. Gene Ontology annotation, molecular function: calcium ion binding. The record is from RefSeq and is a predicted model, not a curated record.
GGAACCCAAGAAUUCUAGCCUCUCCCUUCCUCAGCAGCCCUCACAUUGCUCUUCCUCAGAAAGGGAUCUUGCCUUCUUGUCUCCUUACUCUCUCCGCUACCACUGGACUGAGAGGAGGGGAAGACCCACGAGUCCAGGAAUCCCAGCUUUUCAUCAUCCCCUACUCUCUUUCAUACUGUAUUGAGAGGGAGGACCCCUCAGGAUCCCUAGCUUUCUGCAACCAGUUACCACCGGGUGGGAGAAGAGGAGGUGGAGUGGUGCAAGAAUCUUGUUCCUCACCCCUCCACACCGCCGGCUCCCACGCUGCUGGAGAAGGCAGGGGAGCAUUUCAGAACCCAAGAGUGUAGGUUCUCCAGCUCCUCACCAUCCCCCGCUCUCUGCUCCUACGGAGCCAAGGGUAAGGGGAGUGGGGGCGGGGAGGCUGUACCAGAUCUCCAUCGGGCGGCGACGACAAGCAGCGAAAGCCUGCCUGCUUGUCUGCCUGCUUGCCUGCCAGCCAGCCUUGCUCCCAGCCUCCCUACUUCUCCCGGUCACUCUUCAAGUCCCGGGUCCACCUUCUGGGCUUUAGCUGCGGGAUACGAUUGCCACCGGGAAGCAGUCCUAGCCUGGGGCCGCGGGCGGACCCCUGCCCGGCCCGCAGGGGUGGGGGGUGGGAAGAGGGGUGGGGGGGAGGGGGACUCUCUUAGUGCCAGCUGAGCCCGGGGCCACCCCCUCCCGUUUCCCUCCUUCCAUCCCCACCUCCCUUCCCACUAGGGCCAGGGGGCCGGGCCGAGCCCGGUAGGGGCAUGAAGCAAGCGGCCACUAGGUCAGGCACGGGGCGGUAGCCACGGUGCCACCAUGGCUAGGGCCAGCCCGGGCCGCAGCCCCCCUUCCGGGGACCCCGAGCGCCAGCAGCGAUGGGGCCUCCUUUUCGAUGAGCUGGACAGCAACAAGGACGGCCGUGUGGACAUUCACGAGCUUCGCCUGGGACUGGCCAGGCUGGGUGCGAGGACCCCGGACAGCGACGGCCAGGAUAUCCUACAAGAGGGGGAUAUAGACCAAGAUGGGGGCCUGACCCUUGAAGAAUUCACCCGCUACCUACAGGAGCAUGAGAGACGACUGCUGCUUAUGUUCCACAGCCUGGACCGGAACCAGGAUGGCCAUAUAGAUGCCUCAGAAAUUCAGGAAAGCUUCCAAGCCCUGGGUGUUUCCAUCUCUUUGCAGCAGGCUGAAAAGAUUCUGCACAGCAUGGACCGUGAUGGGACAAUGACCAUUGACUGGCAAGAAUGGCGAGACCACUUCCUGCUGCAGCCCCUGGAGAACAUGGAGGAUGUACUGAAGUUCUGGAAACACUCAACGGUCCUGGACAUAGGGGAAUGUCUGACAGUGCCAGAUGAGUUCUCAGAACAGGAGAAGCUAUCAGGCAUGUGGUGGAAACAGCUGGUGGCAGGAGCUGUGGCAGGGGCCGUGUCACGGACAGGCACAGCCCCCCUUGACCGGCUAAAGGUUUUCAUGCAGGUUCAUGCCUCCAAGAACAACCAGUUGAAUGUCCUAGGAGGGCUGCGGAACAUGGUCCAAGAGGGUGGCAUCCGCUCUUUGUGGCGUGGAAAUGGCAUCAAUGUACUGAAGAUCGCACCUGAAUCUGCCAUCAAAUUCAUGGCAUAUGAGCAGAUCAAGUGGGCGAUUCGGGGGCAGCAGGAGACGCUGCGGGUGCAGGAGCGCUUUGUGGCAGGGUCCCUGGCCGGGGCCACAGCCCAAACCAUCAUCUAUCCCAUGGAGGUGCUGAAGACACGGCUAACCCUCCGUCGAACUGGCCAGUACAAAGGAUUACUGGAUUGUGCACGGCAGAUCCUAGAGCAGGAGGGGCCCAGAGCCUUCUACAAGGGCUACCUGCCCAAUGUCUUGGGCAUUAUCCCCUAUGCAGGAAUCGACCUGGCUGUCUAUGAGACCCUGAAGAACAGGUGGCUCCAGCAGGACAGCCACCACUCAGCUGACCCAGGGAUCCUUGUCCUAUUGGCCUGCGGCACCAUUUCCAGUACCUGUGGCCAGAUCGCCAGCUAUCCCUUGGCUCUGGUCCGAACUCGAAUGCAAGCUCAGGCUUCCAUCGAGGGUGCCCCACAGCUCACCAUGCUGGGCCUCUUCCGUCACAUCCUUUCCCGAGAGGGGGUGUGGGGCCUGUACCGAGGCAUCGCCCCCAACUUCAUGAAAGUGAUUCCGGCUGUGAGCAUCUCCUAUGUCGUCUAUGAGAACAUGAAACAGGCCCUGGGGGUUACCACCAGGUGAGGAGCUGGGGCUUCCCUCCUUCCCUUCCCUGCUGGAUCCUGUCCCUUCUCUUCUGGAUCCUGGUGAUAAGACCACCCCUGUGCCAGUUUUCUUGGCUGCUCCUGGAGUCUGCAACCAACUGAUCUACCCCAACCUGGUCACUGACACUGGAUCACCGGAGGAACCUAUCCCAGGAUCUGCUCUGCAUGGCAUUGGCACUGGAUUCCCUACCUCUGGUGGAGGUGGGGAUGGUGGUAGCACUUCACCCCUACCCACUGCACUGAUAUGGAAAUGAUCUGGUCUCCUCCCUAACCCUCUACCCUAUAACCCUGCACUGCAGUACCACUGGGUCCCCACUGGGAAUGCAAAUUCCCUGCAUCCUUUCCCCAUAUCCCCUGGCUUCACCCAGGGGAGUGACACUGUCUUGCUCCAGUCCCUGACCCUUCCCUGUCACAAGGGGAUAAACCUAACAAAUCUGUGGAGGAAUGCAGGGUGGGGAAAACACUGAAGUCAAUCUCCUAUAGAGGGAGGGGACUCCAUGGCCCCAGGCAGAGAAUGUCCAGAGAUCCAAAGUUCAGGAUGAGCCUUCCACUGGUUUCUCCCACAUCUCCUUUUCUUUCCCCCUUUUCCCACCCCUCACCCUUAGGUAUGAAAUGAGUUUGAACAGUACUGAAAAGGGACCCAGGACAGGGCUAGGACCUCCUUCUGAGCCAUUCUUAGGUCCAUGCCUCUCCCUCCAAUAGCCUCCAAACAUAUACAUUCCAAUAAGAAAGAAAGAAAGAAAGAAAGAAAGAAAGAAAGAAAGAAAGAAAGAAAGAAAGAAAGAAAGAAAGAAAGAAAGAAAGAAAGAAAGAAAGAAAGAAAGAAAGAAAGAAAGAAAGAAAGAAAGAAAGAAAGAAAGAAAGAAAGAAAGAAAGAAAGAAAGAAAGAGAGAAAGAGAGAAUGAAGAAGGAAGGAAGGAAGGAAUAAAGAAAACAAAGUCUUAAAAUCAUCCAAACCAGGUCUAUUUUUCUAUUGGGUCAAGGAACAGCCCUUCUCCCAACACACACACAAAACCCCCAUCCUCCAGGGAACCUCUAUAUACUGUCCUUGAUAGCUGGAUUCUGAGACUGAGGGAGGGAAGGGUCUGAGAAUCAACGUAUUAAAGAUCUCCCUCUGAAAGCAGAGAAUCUAGUACCUGCUGGGAGGCAGUAUCCAGAGGUCCCUCUUCCUCCACUCCUACGCCCCCACCCCCCAAUCUAUCUACCUGUGUGUGCACCAUUUCAAAGGGAAACGAAUACAUUUUCUAAGUCCCCAGGGCCA